This is a messenger RNA of Papaver somniferum (opium poppy), 1140 nucleotides long. RefSeq lists its product as uncharacterized. Lineage: Eukaryota; Viridiplantae; Streptophyta; Magnoliopsida; Ranunculales; Papaveraceae. Bases 1 to 1140 code for a protein of 379 amino acids. The record is from RefSeq and is a predicted model, not a curated record. The transcript has 2 exons.
AUGAGAGGUCGUCACCAUGAGGAGGAUGGAGGAAACUUGAACCAAGAAGUUUUAAACGAGCUAAGAGACAUGAGGGCUUUAAUAAAUAACUCACGAAGAGGUGGAAGAGUGCAGUUAGCAGAAGCGAUAGAGGAAGCAGAUAAGUCGCCAUUCACCUAUGAGAUCAUGCAUGCGGAAAUACCGGAGAAAUGCGUGUUACCAACGCUUGCAAGCAUAUUCAGUGGAUUGGAAAGUGCAGUGCAACACUUGAAGCAAUAUACCCUUUCGUUGAUGCAGUGGGGACGAAAUGACGCGGUACUUUGUCGAUAUUUCCCUGCGAGCUUAGCAGGGGAAGAAUUAUCCUGGUUUUAUGGGCUCCCAGAGAAGUCGAUAUCAUCAUUCAAAGAUUUGCAGAGGAUAUUCUUGAUGACUUAUAUAAGCAACAACUUGUUGAGGCCAGGGAUAGAGACAUUGUUCAACCUGAGGAGAAGGCCAAUGGAAAGCUUGCGGGGUUUGGUCACGAGAUGGAGAACAGUGUGCAGCGAGUUAGCCGGGAGAGUUGAUGAACGAAACUUCAUCUUACCCUUCGUGAAUGCUCUGAUCCCAACAGACCUUCUGUACACACAGAUAUUCAUUAUUCGAAACUCGAUAACAAUGAACGAGUUGAGGGAAUACCAGGAGGAAUACAUAGCGUUGGAGGAAAAGCAGAGGCAGAGUGGAGAUCAGGAAUGGAUUGAUCAACAAAGGUAUGAGGAUUCGAAACGAAGAAAUCAUGAGCCACGAAGCUACAAUGCGGGAUACCAACCUAGGAAUAAUCAGGGACCCAGAUACGGGGAAAGAAGUUCCAAUGCACCGAUCUUUGAAGAUGUGAAACUCCCACGACUUAACACAACUGUGGAAAAAGUGUGGGAGGCAAUAGUGUUGACGGAGGAAAUCCCGCCCCCACCAAAUUUCGGGAGAGAGCCCCCAUCGGGGUCACGAAGUCAUGAAUUCUGUAAGUAUCAUCGCUUCCAUGGACACCACACAAUAGAUUGCAGGAACGUUCGGCGAAUUAUUCUUCGCUUGAUAGACCAAGGGAAACUCGCGCAUUUCCUAGAGAGCUAUGUGACACCCCCGCUACCUCGUGAGAAUCAGCCAAUAUACCGGAUCGAGAUAGACUGA